Molecule: messenger RNA, 2544 nt
Organism: Octopus sinensis (East Asian common octopus)
Lineage: Eukaryota; Metazoa; Mollusca; Cephalopoda; Octopoda; Octopodidae
Product: ashwin-like
Exons: 4
Coding region: 35-724 (229 amino acids)
Biological process (GO): embryonic morphogenesis
Cellular component (GO): tRNA-splicing ligase complex
Source: RefSeq, a predicted model, not a curated record
CUUAUUUAUUUACUGCUGUACUUCUUUUUCAAAGAUGGCAGCGGACAAGAUGCAAUCUUCAGAAAUUGACUGGAAUUAUCCAAAUUUAUUUACUAAGGAAAGACUUUUAAAGGUUAUAAAAUCGCACUGUAUUGAUUUACCAAAUCUUGACACUCUCGACAAAGAUGAACUGAUAGACAUUUACAACAGAUGCUUACUUCCUCUGCCUCAGAGAAAGUACCGUUCCAAUUGCCGAGGUGUUUUGAUGACCAACAAACAGAUUCUGUUAGCAAAGAGGUCAAAAUCUACUGCAAAUGAAGUUUCUAAAAAUUCUGCAGACGUCCAAGAGAAACCUAUGCCACGUUUUAUGUCUUCAUAUAAUCCAUCGACUGAGUCAACGACACAAGUGAAGCCACCAGUUUCAUGCAUAAAUUUUGAUAGGAAAACGAUCAGGUUAAAUUCUCGUAGCGGUUCUUUGUCUGUGGACAAUGGUCAGUCCACCGUUUGUGAGCGAGUGGACAUCACACCGGAUUCAAAGGAGGAAAGCUGUACACCGGAUUCAAAGGAGGAAAGCUGUACUACGGAAUCAAGCAAUAAAAAUAACCACUGUACUCAUGAGAAAUCGUUAGAAGAAAAUUUGUCACCGGAAGAAGCAAAAAAGAGACCAUCAGAAAACAAUGUUCACCAUGAGAGUGAUGUACCCGAGAAAAAGAAGAAAAUUAUUCCUCGUAUCACUUGGCCAUAGCAGAUGUCUCAUGUAGGGCAGAUAACUAUAUUCAAAAGUCCAGUUAUUAUCCUCUUACCAUUUAUGUUUUGACAGCAGUGUGUUAAUUCUUCACAGGAUAUCUGUCAGGUUUCCAGCUAAUAUCCUACUAUCACACAAGCAUACAUACAUACAUACACAGACACCAAUAAACACACUAUGUCAGAGUGUUUCAUUAUAGGAUAUCUGUUAGGUUUCCAGCUCAUAUCCUUCUGUCAUACACGUGCAUACAUACAUACAUCAUUUAUGUUCGACAUCAAUGUAUUAUUGUUAAUGGGAUAAUCAUUGUUUUCAUCUAAUAAGCAAUAUAAAAAAAACAUCUACGUUGCUUCCUUUUUUUUUUUUAUAUUCCUUCCUCUCAGUAAUUUAAAGUUCAUCAACCAACAAUAAUAAUUUCUUCUACGACACUGGUCAUGCUCAUACCAUUAAGUAUUGUCAUUGUUUCUUCUUCUAAAAAGAAGAACCAAAAAUCCCUAAGGUUUUAUGCCUUAGUAUUGUCAUAAUUUUCCCACCUACUCUAAUAGCUCAAUCUUCAUGCGUAUAGGAGCAGGGGAUUCAUUAUUUAUUGUCUUCAUAGUAUUGUACAAAUGUAAUAUAUUGGCUGGGGGUCAGUACAUUAAUUGAAAGGGUGGUAUAAUUUUAACUUAAUUUUUUACUGUUUCAUCAGUUAAAAAGAUAAUUAAGUUUUCAGAUUAAAAGUUAUACAUGGCCAAAUUGCACCAUAAACAAACUUAAUGUCACAUAAUUUUUUUCCAUGAAAAAAAAAAGAAUUCUUUACUAACAAUUACAUUAUAAUACCUAUGAUAAUAAUAAUAAUAAUAAUGUUCAUGAUCAGAAUAACAAUGCCUCGAAAAGAAAUUCCAGUGAAUGCUGUGCUUCUCUCAAUAAGUACAUGGACUUUGAUAAGAACUGAUCCAGAUAAAGCAUCUCUUGGUACUCAUUCAUGUUGGAAGCUUACUAAAACUGUGAAACAUUGAACUACCAAACACCAUUGCUGUGAUGAACAGCUCAUAUUUGAUAUGGUUUGAUAUUUAUAUUUAAAUUAAAUAUUUUUCAUCAUGGGCAACUAACUGUUUCGAUUUUUGCUAAGCUAGCUAGCUAAAACUGUUCCUCACUUAGAUUAUAUAUCAUUAGAUCAUCCUUCUCACUCAAGGUUUUAGCUCUAGAAUGUUUGUUCAAGUUUAAGGUUUAUACACGAUGUCAGCUCACUAACUUAGCUUCUCUCUAAUCAUAUACAGGGUUAACUUAUCGUAGAAGAUAUUUAAAAAUUGUAGCUCUUUCUGUAUUGUAGUAAGUAUAUCUUGCAAAAUAAUUGAAGCUAAAGAAUUUUACUUCAUUUUGGUCUCUUAAAUAUCUGAAGGUCAUGCAAUUUUUUCUGGGAAAUUUUUUCACAGAUAUUAGCAUUCUGUCAGAUUUUCAUUUUUCUGUAAUUUCUAUUAAUGAUGUUAGUUACGAAGUCUUUUGUUAUACAUAUUUUUAGAUUAUAUUCACUCCGGACUUGUUAGGCAAGUAAUUAACUUAGCAUCAGCUAAAGGCUCAUUUCACGUGUUGAAACUGUCCUAUUGCGAAGUUUACUUUCUUUUCUGUUAUCCUUUAAACGAUAAGUUAGUUCCAUUUGUUGUUGACCGGUCUUGCAGAGAUUUUGAUGUUUUCCUUUAUACUUAGGUUAAAAUUUAUUCUGAAUGAAAAUAUUUUGAACUUUUUUAAGUCGCAUCUCGAUAUGAAAGAAAGUAUUUAUCGUAAAAUAGCAACUUCUCUAUACUUCUAUCUGUAUGAAAAAAAAAGAAAGGGAAAAGAAAAAU